Molecule: messenger RNA, 1491 nt
Organism: Panicum virgatum (switchgrass)
Lineage: Eukaryota; Viridiplantae; Streptophyta; Magnoliopsida; Poales; Poaceae
Exons: 2
Coding region: 157-963 (268 amino acids)
Source: RefSeq, a predicted model, not a curated record
CAUCGCACACCGCCCCUGCCCUGCCCUGCCCUGCCCUGCCCGACCUCUCUCUGUUCGCGCCGCCACCGCCUCACGCCGAGAAGAGGGGGGCAAAGGGGGAGCGCAGCCAAUCAGCCGAGGCCGCGAAAAGAUCUCGGAAGCGAGGAGAGGUCGGUGAUGGAGGACGAGGACACGGCGGGGCAGGGUCCCCACGAGAACCUCGCGGAGUCUCCUCCCGCCGCCGAGGCCGCCGAGGUGGGGGACGAGGACGACGACGGGUUCAGCUUCCCCGCCCCGCCGCUCGCCGCCGACGCGUGCAUCGUGCCCGUGUACCCGAUCUUCGGCCGGCCGCCGUCCCCGCCGCCACCGGCGGCGGGGGCGGGGGAGGACGAGCCGGGGACGGCCACCGUGCGGGUGCCGCUGGGCCGGCUCCUGCUGGAGGAGCGGGAGUUCCGCGCGCUGCAGCGGGACGCGCGGUUGGAGAGCGCGCGGGCUUGGCAGGACGACGACGACGGCGACGGGGCCUCCGCCGGCGCGGACGAGGAGCUGGAGGGCGUGCCGCCGGAGAGCUACUGCCUGUGGGCGCCAGGCGGCGGGCAGGCGCCGCCGUCCCCGCGGCGGUGCCGGAAGAGCGGCUCCACGGGGUCGGUCCUCCGCUGGCGCCGCAUCAGCGACCGCCUCGUCGGCCGGAGCCACAGCGACGGCAAGGAGAAGUUCGUGUUCCUGACUGCCGCCGCCGCCGGUCCGGAGCCGCCGCUUCCUCCUCUUCCUCCUGGCCACAAGGAAGAGGAGGAAGGAGGCGGCGGCGGCGGCGGCACCAACAAAGUCCGCGACGGCGGCGGCGCGGCCAAUCAGUUGAGAUAUUACGGCAGAGGCGGCGGCGGAAGCGGCAGCCGGAGGCGCUCGUACCUGCCGUACAAGCAAGAGCUUGUCGGGCUGUUCGCCAACGUCAGCGGGCUGCGCCGGAGCUAUCACCCGUUCUAACGCGCUUCCUCCAAGCUGCUCUUACAGCAGAAGUACAACCGCGUGUGUUCUCUCUAAGUUAUUGGUUUGGAUAAAUAGGAUUAGUGUACAAAUAGCUAGCACGGCCUCAACAAUGGAGUUUGCUGUUGGGGACACCACCUUCGGUCCGGUCGCCGAAGGUGCGCGAAGACAAGACACCAAGAGCGCUGAAGCCGACGCCAGGAGCAAGCGCGGAGGUCUUCGCUAUUCUUCGGGAUGGAACGCGAAGACAGACGAAGACCGGGCGACGCCAGCAUCACGAGUGGUCUGUAGACCCCGUGGUCUUCGUCGGUCUGGGUGAAGAGGACCGCCUGGGAUUGUGGGCCUUGCUGAGCUGUACCGCACCCACACUGUAAUAGGAAGAUCACGUGCAUGUCCGGGAAUAUUCAGGGAAUAUGACCAUUGUAAGGGGGUAAAAGAGUAAUCAUACAUGGGAGAUAUAACGCCACUUAUAAAUACCCCCUGUAAUGUGCAUUGAUGAGACAUCUGGAAUAGGGAGAACUUUUCCUC